AUGAGCUCUUCACUAUUGCGCGCGCGUCGUCUGGGCCAUCGACUGGCUGCCACUCGCCGUGGCUUCCACACCAGCGCGGUGACUGCGUUCCCCGAGAUCCCAUUCAAGCUUGCGGACAUUGGCGAGGGUAUCGCUGAGGUUGAAGUGCUACAGUGGUUCGUCAAAAGCGGCGAUGAGGUCAAGCAGUUCCAGAAUGUGUGCGAAGUCCAGAGCGACAAAGCCACAGUGGAGAUCACCAGUCGCUACGACGGUAUCGUCACAAAGGUGCAUUAUGAAGUGGGAGAAAUGGCCAAAGUGGGCUCCACGCUCAUCGACAUUGACGUGGAUGAGGCCACGGCUGCGGCUACGCAAGGCGGCGGCAAGAAGAAGGGAGCUCCGAUCCCUCGCAGGACACCCACACCCGUUGCCACGGAGCCUGUGGCUGCUCCUGCUCCUACGGCUCCAAUUCCUGAGCCUGUUGCUGCUCCGACGCCUGUCGUGUCGAGGGUUCCCAUUGCUCCUCGCAGACUUGAAGGAGAGGAGAAGUUGCUGACGUCCCCGUCGGUGCGGCGAUUAGCUAAGGAGCACAACAUCGACUUGCACGACGUGGAAGGCACUGGACCGCAAGGUCGAAUCCUUAAGGGAGACCUGCUGGAGUACAUCCGAAUGCUGGCAACACAGCCGUCCACUCCUGCUCCUCCUGCUGGUCAGAGUACUGCUACCGCGCAGCCUCCUGCAGUGGAUGGGUCCAACACCACGUACUUGCAACAAGACACGGUGGUGCCGUUAACGCCUAUCCAGAAGAUGAUGGUUAAGUCCAUGAACGCGGCACUGCAGAUCCCGCACUUCGGAUACGCAGAUGAGAUUCGGAUGGACGCGCUGUAUGAGUUGCGGAAGGAAUUGAAGCCGCUCGCUGAGUCUCGUGGAGUGAAGCUUUCGUUUAUGCCUUUCAUCAUUAAGGCUGCGUCGUUGGCUUUGAAACACUAUCCGAUGCUGAAUGCGACCGUGAACGAAAGCGAGACUGAGCUCACGUUGGUCGCUGCACACAACAUUUCGGUGGCGAUGGACACGCCAACGGGUCUGAUUGUACCAAACGUUAAGAACGUCCAGGCGAAGAGCAUCAUGGAGAUUGCUGAAGACCUUAACCGGCUACAGCAACUCGCCGUUGCUGGAAAGUUGGCGCCUAGCGACCUAACUGGGGGCACAUUCUCUUAUUUGUGA
Phytophthora nicotianae INRA-310 is the source of this 1200-nucleotide messenger RNA. RefSeq lists its product as hypothetical. The record is from RefSeq and is a predicted model, not a curated record. The coding region runs from base 1 to 1200 and encodes 399 amino acids. The transcript is spliced from 3 exons. Lineage: Eukaryota; Oomycota; Peronosporomycetes; Peronosporales; Peronosporaceae. Gene Ontology annotation, molecular function: acetyltransferase activity; lipoic acid binding. Gene Ontology annotation, cellular component: mitochondrion; cytoplasm.